UGGGGAGAAUUGUGAAUUACUGGGGGAGGGAUUUCCCUCUUCAAAUCCUUGGACGUUAACAGCCCCAGAGUUUUGAGCUGAUGCAGUAAAGGGUACAAAAAUCUAAGGGGAAUUUUAGUCUAAAAAAUUAGGCCUCUUUUGAAAGUCUCCCUUCUCUGAACGUCCCAGUGAGUCUUGCUUUCUCCAGGGCUGCCUCUGAGAUUCAGGAUGUGUCUUUGUUAGUGUUGCAAAGCACUGAGCAUGUUGUUGGCCUCCAACAACUAAGCAUAAUUUAUUACACUUACAGCACUGCCCGUUGCUAGUCCAGCAUUUCUACAGGUGGGCUCCUGCUGAGAAUACACUGGUGCUGUAACUUGCAGACAUUGGUGUUAGCUUUCUAAUUUUAGCACAUUAGCUCAGUCCGAGCUAGCGUGGGUAUAUCUCCACAAGCUGGGAAUUACACCUCCAGCUCCGUUCUGGAUGCAAAGCAAAAUCCGGGAGCUGAAUCCAAAAGGAGAGACUGUUCCAAAAUUACAGUCCAGGGCAUUGGUUGAAAAUGUCAGUGAAAAGGGGGGGAGGGGAAGAGAGGUUUGGAUUCUUGCUCUAUAAUAAGGAUAUUUUUCUAAUGUCUCAUUAUGCAGCUGCCCUUAUCUUGGCUUGUCACAAAUGAAUGAAUCUAUAGGAUUAGAGUUGAUCUGAACUAGUACGGCAGGAUUGGGAAUGUGGUCUGUUUUCCUUGCAUCUCGUUUGAAUCAGAGGGAAUGUGAAUGACUUGAGUUACCCAUUUGUUGCCUCAUUUCUACAUCUAUGCAGAUUACUCUUUGCACUGUUCCUUUUAUUAAACACAAGGGAUUGGCUGAGCCACAGAGCCCUCUGAGGCCUACCUACCUCUCUUCUUCAAUGUUUGAUGUUGCAGCUAACACUUCAUUGGAUUAUUGUGGGAUACAUUGUCCUCACUAACAUUUGGGAACAUAAGGUUGUAAUUGAAUGUCUGCCUAAGCGCUAUCAGGAAUGUUUUUGACAGCAGGAGAUGCAGUUAGUAACAUGAACCUUGUUUUGUCUUUUUAUCUGCUGCUGUAUCAGUCUCAUGCUGCAUGUUGGCUGGAACACCCCAGUCAACCACAUUUACUUAAUUUGGUGUUUCUGCAGAUUGGGAGACACCAGCAGGGAAUUUGUAAGUGGUCACAAAUGAACAGAAAUCAGUGGAGCGUUGUGCUGUGCCCACUUACGCCUGCAGAGAAUUAGAUGCAACUGCAAAUGCAGAGCUUGAUUCAACCCCCAUAGUUUAUACCAGUAUAAUGCAGCUGCAUUCACAAGAAACAUGGAAAUAAUGCUGCACUAAGUUAGGUCUAUUACCUCUUCUUAAAAUCAGGGCCCCUAACCCUGAGUAUCCCAACCUUUCGCACCCCCACGAAAUGAGAUUUAUUUGAUAAUACCUUUUGGGUUCUUUUUAUGUGCCCUUGGCAUUAUGUCCUCCCAGGGUCAGGUUUUCAAGCUUUUCCUCUGUGGCCAUGAGGGUUAGAUGUAGACUUUUUUUUUAAACUGCUAUUCUCCUAUCAUAGGACUCCCAGGUGCUGGAGCUUUCAGAAAAGCGCCAGAUAUGAGACUUAAGGGUAAAACUCAUGAGAGCUGGUAACAUUGUGGGGUUUUUUUGUUUGUUUGUUUUUGUUUUUAAGCCCUUCCCGUCCCCUCCAAUUGCAUGGUAGAUUUGAAUUUAGGAGGCAUGUGUGCGUGCAUUGUGUUUACUGAUGACUGCCCCUGGGCCUUGCUGCAUUGUGUGUGACUUCUCAGGAUUUCUGCUUCUCCUGCAGUCUCUGCCAUACUUGGUACAGCUGACAGGUCACAUGCUCGCCUGGCUGAAUAGUGCUAUUAUUGACAGGCCAUGGGAUUGAAGUUUCUUGCAAGCCCCACUAAGAGGCAAACCUUUCCAGAGUUUCUAUUUCACGCUGCUGGGAGCUCCAAGGAGGGGGAUAUCUGCUCGGAAAGGUUACACACCAUGUGCGACAGGAUGGGACGCUUUGGCCAGAGAGCUGAGCGUGGUGGGAACAGUCCUAGGGAGCGGGAGAGAGGCACAGCCAUCCACUGCAUGGUGGGUUCCUGGGGCCCUUGGAGUGAGUGCAGCUCCCUGUGUGGAGUUGGUAACAAAGAGAGAACUCGGCAAGUCACAGUCCCACCCAGAAAUGGAGGGACCCCCUGUCCAGACCUCAAGCAACGGAGAGGGUGCUUUGGGGAGAGCCCAGCGUGUGACACAGCUAAAGCGGUGGCUAAGAUUUUGCCAGAUUCCUUUAAAAGGGACUUUAAGGACCCUUGGAGAAGACCUCACAUGCUGGCGAAGGAAAAGCAGCCAAGCUACUGCGUCUAUUUCCGCCUGAAGCAGGUGGGAGCUGCCUGCCGCCUGCACUUGUGGAGCAGCCAGCUGCAGAAAGAAAGGCAGGUCUGUGUGGAGUGCCGUCGAGAUGCUGUGGGCAGCACGGAAAGAUGCGAGGGGGAUGGGCUAGAACAUCCCAGGACAUUCUGGACUGCUACCACGAUCGCUGGGUGCCAGGGCUCAUGGAUCCAGGAGUCUCUGCAAGAGAACUGUGUGUGUCCUCCACUGUCAUUUAUCUUUGUGUAGUCCUCUGUCAGACUAAGAUGACACAACUUUUUCUGGCUAUCGUGAAGGAUGAACCUUCUCUGAAGUUCUUGCUACACUUUUUACCUCUUAUCACUUUCAUUAGACUCUUACACUUCCUAUGAAAUUACAUUUUUGGCCACAUAACUAUGUAUCCUUUCAAAGCACAAGAAUGUCUUCAUUCUUUUUAACUUCAUACCUCUGAAACCUUGCUACCUACCUCCAGCACUGCGACUAGAAUAGAAGACCACUCUUUUUUUUUUUAACAUUACUUUGCAGUGUUUAUUAACAAAAGAAGAAAAUUGCAUUAGCCCUCUUUUUAAAGAUUAUUGUGCAAACAUAAAGAGAAGACACUUUGCUAGAACUUCAGCACCAAGGUUAACCAUGGAAGAACAUUGGAAUGAGGCCAAAUCUGAGCGAGGAAGUGAUGUCAUAGUUACUUGGGAUGACACGGAAUGGUGUUGUAGUUAGCUCUGGAACUGGUUCCAAAAAACCAAGUUGUUCAGUUGCUUUUUUCAGAGGAAUGUGUGAAUGAAAUAAGCAUGUUUAGGAUUAGCCAGAGUUUUUAAAAUGCUACUUUUCUUCUUGGCUAAUGAGCUUUUAAAGAUUAUUAGUGCUUUUCACUUGAUACUUGGGUGAUUCAAAGAAGGUGAUGUACUACGUGUUCCUUAAUUUCCUGGGGUAUGUCUACACAGCAGCGUUAUUUUGGAAUAACUGACAUUAUUCUGAAAUAACAUAGUGUGCGUCUACACAACAAGCCUU
Pelodiscus sinensis (Chinese soft-shelled turtle) is the source of this 3352-nucleotide messenger RNA. NCBI's taxonomy places the organism in Eukaryota, Metazoa, Chordata, Testudines, Trionychidae. The record is from RefSeq and is a predicted model, not a curated record.